This is a messenger RNA of Colletotrichum siamense, 3231 nucleotides long. RefSeq names its product Ubiquitin conjugation factor E4 (gene ufd2). Lineage: Eukaryota; Fungi; Ascomycota; Sordariomycetes; Glomerellales; Glomerellaceae. Gene Ontology annotation, molecular function: ubiquitin-ubiquitin ligase activity. The transcript is spliced from 8 exons. The record is from RefSeq and is a predicted model, not a curated record. Gene Ontology annotation, biological process: protein polyubiquitination. Gene Ontology annotation, cellular component: nucleus; cytoplasm; ubiquitin ligase complex. Bases 1 to 3231 code for a protein of 1076 amino acids.
AUGGAUCCCAACGAGAACCAGGCACCAGAUGCGCCUGACACGGCGAAGAUGAACGAGAUCCGGUUGCGACGUCUGGCCAAGCUCGGUUCUGCCGCCAGGACCUCUCCCAAGCCGGAGGGCGAUACAUCACCGAAUCCCGGAGCUUCGGGCGCCUCGACACCAACUGAAGAGAAGGGCAAGGGCCUCGCCGAAGAGCCGCGCAAGAUCAACAUCACUUCGUCAUCGACACCGAAGCCGAACCCUUUCAAUCAGCUUGGAGUCAAGGCCGAAUCGAACGAGGGUAAUAGCCAGAAGCGAGCCGCUAAGAGUGAGACCACGCCAGCACCCGUUCCGAAGCGCCCGACUGUCGUCCAAGAAGAGUCCAUCGAUGACUUCUCCGACCGAACCCUCACACAGAUUUUCCGCAUCACUGUCGAUCCACACAGAGUUACCGAUAUCCAUGGCCACAAGCUUAUGUUUCUGCCGGGGGCGAACAGCGAACUGACGGAGUCAGAUGCGGCGCUGAAGCUGACAACCAGCGUUCUGGACAGUGCCCUGCUGGAGGCUUUGUCGACAUUGAACCACAAAAAGUCCAUUCUCGGCUUCCUGCUGCCGUGCUUCAAGCGCAUUCUGCGCCUAUACAUCACGGUUAAGGAAACGGCCAAGGACAAGAGAGAGGUGCUUGAUGAGGCGAAGAGAUUGUGUGUUAGCAACUGCUUAUUUGCUCUGACUCUGCCUGACCUGUUUGGCCGAUCGCAGCCUGACAGUCUGGCGUCAUGUCUCCUGAGAGGUCACGACACUGAUGACGGCGUGUGUCUGGACUUCCUGCGGGAAGCUGUGAACCGGUUCCCUGAGGAUGAGCAGUACCCAGUGGUGUUCGCCGAGGCGAUCAACACCCUCAGCCUUAAGUUGUCAGAGAUGUCCAUGGAUGGCGAUUACAAGCCAUACCUCAAUGCCUUGAUGACAUAUACCAAGUUCCCGCCACUGCUCAAUGCUCUGGCCCAGCACACCAACUUCCUCCCUGCACAAAACUCUGGCCCUCUUAUUGAGAAGGCAACCAUCCUGGGUCCGUUCUUCCGGAUCUCUCCACUGCAAUCCGAGGUCACGCUCACCUACUUCCCAAACCCCCGAGGAUUGGACAGAAGACAAGCAGCCCAGCCGCAGGAGGCACUGCGCGCCAUCCUGAGGGUACACCAAGAUGAGUUGUUCACGAUCGCCAACGCCUUUAUCCGAGCCGACAGCGAAACGAGAAGCCGCGUCCUUGACUGGUUCGCGUCCGCCAUCAACUCCAACAAGAAGCGUAGAGCUAUUCAGGUUGAUGCCAAGGAAGUCUCUUCCGACGGGUUCAUGACCAACCUGACAGCCAUUCUCGACCGAUUCUGCUCGCCGUUCAUGGACACGACUUUCUCCAAGGUUGAUAGAAUCGAAGUCGACUACUUCAGACGGAGCCCUCGCGUGGACAUCAAGGAGGAGACCAAGAUCAACGCCGACCAAGCGACGUCGGAUGCUUUCUACGAAAAGAAGGCCGAGGGCACAUCCAACUUCAUUUCUGAAGUAUUCUUCCUAACUCUCGCCGCUCAUCAUUACGGCAGCGAGGCCACAAAUGCAAAGGUCAAGAAUCUGGAGCGCGACAUCAAGUUCUAUGAGACGCAUGUGGCUAAGAUGGAGGCUGAGCGUCACAAGAUGGUGAACAACCCUGCUCAACUCGCCAUGUACGAGGUGACUCUCAAGAGGCAUACCCAGGUCCUGAAUAAGGCAAUUGCGUUGAAAUACGCCAUAGAGGGUGUCUUUUUCGACGAGAAGAUGCAGGAGUUGUCUCUCCGCUUCAUGCGCUACGUUGCUGUCUGGCUUUUGCGCCUUGCCAGCCAAACGGACUACAAGCCUGACACAACGGAUCUUCAACUUCCGCUGCCCGCUCAGACGCCAGCGUCAUUCGCCUGCUUGCCCGAAUACGCUCUCCAGAACGUCGUUGACAACUUCAAAUUCGUCUACAGAUACCUUCCCCAAAUCAUGCCGUCCGCAGUCGGCAGUGAGAUGAUUGCCAUGUGUAUCGCUUUCCUCCGAUCAUCCGAGUACAUCAAGAACCCUUACCUCAAGUCGUCUCUGGUCACGCUCUUGUUCUCCGGAACCUGGCCCUUUUCGCAUUUCAAGAAGGGUGUCCUCGGCGACCAGCUUUACGGAUCCAAGUUUGCCAACGACCACCUGCUGCACGCCUUGAUGAAGUUCUACAUCGAGGCAGAGUCGACCGGAGCUCACACUCAGUUUUACGACAAGUUCAACAUCAGAUACGAGAUCUUCCAGGUCAUCAAGUGUGUUUGGGGCAAUGACGUCUACAAGCAGCAGCUCACCAGAGAGAGCAAGGUCAAUCGACAGUUCUUUGUGCAAUUCGUCAAUCUUCUGCUCAACGAUGCCACCUACGUUCUCGAUGAGGCGCUGACGAAAUUCCCCAAGAUCCACAACCUCCAGCAUGAACUGGAGGCUGACCAGACCAUGUCGGCUCAGGACAGACAGAAGAAGCAAGAGGAGCUUUCGGGCCUUGAGAACCAGGCCACGUCGUACAUGCAGCUCGCCAACGAGACAUUGGCGAUGAUGAAGCUAUUCACAUCUGCCCUGUCGUCUGCAUUUACGAUGCCCGAGAUCGUGCAGCGCCUGGCCAGCAUGUUGAACUACAACCUGGACACUCUGGCUGGCCCCAAGAUGGGACAGCUGAAGGUGAAUGAUCCUCAAAAGUACCACUUCCAGCCCCGAGUGCUGUUGUCGGACUUCGUGGACAUUUACCUCAACCUUGGCUCCUCGCAGGCUUUCAUCGAAGCUGUCGCCUCGGACGGUCGCUCCUACAAGCCGGCCAACUUUGACAAGGCUAGCUAUAUUCUGUCGAAGAGGUCCAUGAAGGAGACGGAGGAUAUGGAAAAGUUCAACACCCUGAAGGAGAAGUUCAAGGAAGCCAAGGAGAUAGCAGAGCAGGCAGAGCUCGACCUGGGUGACAUCCCGGCCGAGUUCGAGGACCCCAUCAUGGGCGAUCUGAUGAAGGACCCUGUGACCCUGCCAUCGAAGCACAUUGUGGAUCGCUCGACUAUUGUCCAGCAUCUGCUGUCUGAUCCCAAAGACCCGUUCACGCGGCAAGCGAUGACGAUAGACGACGCGAUCCCGCAUACUGAGCUGAAGGCCAAGAUUGAAGCGUGGAAGGCCGAGAAGAUAGCGGCUGCCAAGGCCAAGGUGCAGGGUGAUUCUAUGGACACCACGGAGGGCUGA